This is a messenger RNA of Hemisphaericaspora subhashii, 465 nucleotides long. Its product is annotated as YqaE/Pmp3 family membrane protein. The record is from RefSeq and is a predicted model, not a curated record. The transcript has a single exon. NCBI's taxonomy places the organism in Eukaryota, Fungi, Ascomycota, Pichiomycetes, Serinales, Debaryomycetaceae. Gene Ontology annotation, cellular component: membrane. Bases 1 to 465 code for a protein of 154 amino acids.
AUGGAAUUGACAAGUACUGAUUUCUUAAACAUCAUUGUGGCAAUUUUCCUCCCACCCGUCGCAGUGGCUCUUCAAAGAGGAUGCACUGGACAAGUUUUCCUCAAUAUCUUGUUAACAUUACUAUUUUUCUGGCCAGGUCUUUGUCAUGCCAUAUACCUUAUAAUUAAAGAUAGGGAAGCUGCCGAGGCACAAAAUCCAAUUAUUGUCGCUCAUCCAGGAUAUGUUCCAGUAGGACAACAGCCUGUUAUGCAACAGACAUAUUAUUCAGAACAACAGCCAGGCUAUGUUCCUACCCCCGUUGCACAGCCACAACCAUAUAGUCAACCACAGCAUGUCCCAACACCGCAGCAUGUCCCAACACCACAACAGGUCCCAACACCACAACAGGUCCCAACACCACAACAGGUCCCACCACCACAGGUGCCCCCAUAUCUGGAUUACAAGCAACCAUAUGGCCCAACCUAA